AUGAGCUCACCUCCACCUUCGUCCUCUCUCGACAUCCUACUUCCCGAAAGGACAUACGCUCUCCAGCCCGCACCCGCACCCGCACCCGCCUCAAUUGCCUCGCCUUCCACCCCUUCUAGCUGCUCUCCUGAUAGUAGCUCCACCCCCGAAGCCGAGCAGAAGGAGACCGUCAAGCAGGAACUUGAGCGCAUAUCCAGCGCCUUCGAAAAUGCCAUUCAGAAUGGCCAAUGGGUAGCAUUGGACCAUCUCAGUGCCAAGUACAUCUCACCUUCCUUCCAUGCCCGCUUUGACAAUGCGCUCAUCUCCUCCUGGACCGACUACGUAACUCUGGUGUCACUCUGGACAAAGACCAACCCUGGCUGGCAGAAGAGUGUGCUGAGCACCGAAGCAGAUGUCGACGAAGAGAAUGGCCAGGCUACAGUGUACAUCCUCAUGAAGGUUACUGGUUGGCCGGUACAGUUUGACAGGAUGGUCGUCAGCGUACUGACGUGGAAGAAGCCAAGAAGACGAUGGGUCUGCUGUGAGAAUACAACGAUGCGAGGCGUCGACACCUUCCAAACUGGAGCAGGUGGCUGA
Pseudocercospora fijiensis CIRAD86 is the source of this 576-nucleotide messenger RNA. RefSeq lists its product as uncharacterized. Lineage: Eukaryota; Fungi; Ascomycota; Dothideomycetes; Mycosphaerellales; Mycosphaerellaceae. The transcript has a single exon. The record is from RefSeq and is a predicted model, not a curated record. The coding region runs from base 1 to 576 and encodes 191 amino acids.